AACACUUCAUUGAGCAUGUGGCAGCCCUGCGUUCCUCAAAGCCCUUCCCAGCGCUCCCAUUGGCCCAGGGACUGUGAGAAAGUCCAACAAGCCCAAGACCCACACAUUCAUAUGGAGAUUUGGGCGUAUAAAUACAGGGCAGAGGCAGAGGAGAAGGCAGCUCAGACUCAACUGGCUCUUCGAACCGAGCAGGAACACACCGACUCUACAGCCAUGGCUCCCACUGUUUUUGGACAAGCAGGCUACUCUAAGGAACACCUGACCCCUGCUCAUAAGCUGAGAAAACCAAUGGUUGAGAAACUGCGCAGAGACCGCAUCAACACCAGCAUCGAGCAGCUCAAGUCCCUGCUGGGAACAGAGUUCCUCAGGCAGCAGCCCGAUUCCAAGCAAGAGAAGGCGGACAUCCUGGAGAUGGCCGUGGCCUAUCUGAGAACGUGGCAGCAGCAGAAGCAAGUCGGCUUGACCUCUGGCCUGGCGACGGCCGGCGACGGCUACACCCGCUGCGUGCAGGAGGCCGUCAGCUUCCUGUCCCACUGUGUGGUCCAGACUCAGGCCCACAGACGGCUGCUCAGCCACUUCCAGGGCAUCAAGGCGUCCGGCAGGACCAGCCACAGUCCCGGCACCCUCUCAGCCCCCGGCUCUCCUCUCCGCCAGGUCAGCUCCAGCAAAGGCGUGAGCCCGGCCAGCUGUGGUCUGUGGAGGCCCUGGUAGGACGGAGGCGGCGCCGGCUCCACGCAGAGAGAACGAGAAAACUACGUCUGUGAACGUCAUGGACAGAAAGUUAAAGACUCACUGAAGUCUGUUCCCUUUUGCUUUUGGCAGAAGAAUCAAUAUUGUUUAGUGUUUUACUAGCGUGCGGAAAUGGGAUAUAUGUCCCAGUAAACCUUUGGAAGGGCUGAAAUUAUUCAGAUUUUUACUGAAUAUUCAUUUUGAAUAUGUACACCAUGUGUAUAUACAUUAUACUCUACAUAACUUAGAGUGUUGACUCUGUGAUUGUGUCAAUUGUUCCCGUGGAAAAAGUUUGUUCUACAAACGUCCCUGAAUGAUCUUGUUGUAAAACCCACUUUGGGUGGAAACUGUCCAAGUGUCUGAGACAUCGUUUGACUUAAAGUGUUUGUGCCACUGUCUAUGUUUGAUACCGAGUAUCACUGAGUGAAACGAUUCAUCAGCUGGGUGCUGGUGAAUCGACUACAUGACAUACACCGAUCCCAUGGAUCCACCGAUGCCGUAAAUCUUGUUCUGAUUGUGUUUUAUCGUGACUAUUUGUAACCAUUAUUUGGCCGCGUAUGUGUGAAGGAGUGUUACUGCUGAAAUUGUACCCGUUCAGUUGUGAUGUUCAUAACAGAUGUUUUCUUCAUCUUCAAGUUUAUACCUUUCAUAAAGGUGAUUUAUGUUGAGAUCAAUCUUCUCUGAAAGAAUCUGUUGACUUGCUUCCUUUGGAAGAUUUCCUUUGAACGUUUCAAAAAAAAUAAAUUGAGAACUUCACAUGAAGUUUUGCAAACUUAAA
Molecule: messenger RNA, 1507 nt
Organism: Scophthalmus maximus (turbot)
Lineage: Eukaryota; Metazoa; Chordata; Actinopteri; Pleuronectiformes; Scophthalmidae
Product: transcription factor HES-5-like
Exons: 2
Coding region: 16-711 (231 amino acids)
Biological process (GO): regulation of transcription by RNA polymerase II; anterior/posterior pattern specification; regulation of neurogenesis
Cellular component (GO): nucleus
Molecular function (GO): protein dimerization activity; DNA-binding transcription factor activity, RNA polymerase II-specific; RNA polymerase II cis-regulatory region sequence-specific DNA binding
Source: RefSeq, a predicted model, not a curated record